Leucoraja erinaceus (little skate) is the source of this 7072-nucleotide messenger RNA. It is a transcript of the gene plxna4, whose product is annotated as plexin A4. Gene Ontology annotation, molecular function: protein binding; semaphorin receptor activity. The record is from RefSeq and is a predicted model, not a curated record. Gene Ontology annotation, biological process: regulation of GTPase activity; negative regulation of cell adhesion; regulation of cell migration. Gene Ontology annotation, cellular component: semaphorin receptor complex. Lineage: Eukaryota; Metazoa; Chordata; Chondrichthyes; Rajiformes; Rajidae.
UUGGUUGUUGUAGUGAUAUCAUCUGCAGUAUUCAGGUUCCUUGUUUUACCGGUUGGGUCUUCGGGCAGUUGGGCAACUCCUGUGCUGUUAAAUUCAAUGAAUAGAAACGCGUCUCCGUGGAUCUCCUUUUAAAGGUUGAGUCGCAUGCGAGCGGGUUUGCCUGAUUGGCUUUGCGAGGAGGCAAUGGGUGGUCGAUGCCCGCCCCUAACGGUGGGAAAGAGCAAAUGGGAGCCCGGUGUAGGCGGAGACCCGAACCCGGCUCUUAAAGCGAGCCCGGUACAGUGGCAUCAUUGGAGCGGGGCUGGGGCAGAAACAGCUCGCCGCUACCUGUGCCCUUGGAUAGCGGAGUCCCGAAAGCUGUCUCGCCUUUGAUCGGGUCACAUCGCAGACUUCAGCAAUCGAUUGGUUUAGUGGAGGUUGGCGAUGCUAAAGAUCGGAUACACAUUGUUGGGCGGAUUGUAGCCGAGCGCUUCACCUGGGAAUAAAACUUGCAGCGAGCGAAACUCCAUCAGAAACGACCCCAGCAGAAUAAGAUGGCAGCGUGCAGAGGGGCGAGAAGGUACUCCAUCUUCCUCUUGCUGUUGUCGGUGGCGUCCGGGCGGCGGGAAGCCACGAAUCUGGAGUAUAAAUCCUUCGAAGGGGAGAACGCGGACUGGGCGUUCAACCACUUGUCGUUGGACGAGCGCACUGGCAGCGUGUACUUGGGGGCGGUGAACAGGAUCUACAAACUGUCCAGCGACUUGCAGCUGCUGGUGGUGCAUCAGACGGGGCCGGACGAGGACAACCCGGACUGUUACCCUCCCCGCAUUGUGCAGCCGUGCAGCGAGCCGCUCAGCCUGACCGACAACGUGAACAAGAUGCUGCUGAUAGACCAAGGCGAGAGGCGGCUGAUCGCCUGCGGCAGCCUGUACCAGGGCAUCUGCAAAGUGCUGAGACUCAACGACCUCUUCAAGCUGGGCGAGCCCUUCCACAAGAAGGAGCACUACCUGUCCGGGGUGAACGACAGCGGCUCGGUCUUUGGGGUGAUCGUGGCGGGCCAGGGUCACAGCUCCAAGCUGUUUGUGGCCACGGCGGUGGACGGCAAGCCCGAGUACUUCCCCACCAUCUCCAGCCGCCUUCUCGCUGCCAACCCCGAGGCGGACGAGAUGUUCUCCUACGUGUUCCACGACGAGUUCGUGGCGUCGCUCAUCAAGAUCCCCUCCGACACCUUCACGGUCAUCCCCGACUUUGACAUCUACUACAUCUACGGCUUCAGCAGCUCGGCUUUCGUCUACUUCCUCACCCUCCAACCCGAGGUGGUCCACGCCGGCCCCGGCUCCACCCGCCAGAGGGUCUACACCUCCAAGCUGGUGCGCCUGUGCCAAGCCGACACCACCUUCAACUCCUACGUGGAGAUCCCCAUCGGCUGCGUGAAGGACGGGGUGGAGUACCGGCUGCUGCAGGCUGCCCACCUAGCCAAGGCCGGCCCGGUGCUGGCCAAGUCCCUGGGCAUCAUCCCCGGCCACGACGACGUGCUCUUCGCCGUCUUCUCCAAGGGCCAGAAGCAGCGCAGCCAACCUCCCGACGAGACAGUCCUGUGCAUGUUUGUGCUCAACACCAUCAACGAGCGCAUCAAGAGGCGCCUGCAGUCCUGCUACCGGGGCGAGGGCUUGCUGGACCUGGCCUGGCUCAAAGUCAAGGACAUCCAGUGUGUGCCCGCGCCUGUUCCAAUCGACGACAAUUUUUGUGGCUUGGACAUUAAUGCCCCAUUAGGCGGUUCCACCCUCAUGCAGGGCAUUCCCCUGUUCUCAGAGGAGAAAGACAGGAUGAGCUCGGUGAUUUCGUACAUUUACAACAACCAUUCGCUGGUGUUUGUGGGCACGAAAAGUGGCAAGCUGAAAAAGAUUCGAGUAGACGUGGCCUCUCACGGCGGCAGGCAGUACGAGACCAUUCAAGCCGUGCAGAGCGGUGCCAUCCUGCGUGACAUGGCUUUGUCCGUUGACCACCAGUACCUCUACAUCAUGUCACAGAAGCAGCUGACCAGGGUCCCCGUGGAAGCGUGUGGGCAGUACAAGACGUGCACGGAUUGCUUGGGAUCGGGAGACCCUCACUGCGGCUGGUGUGUGCUCCACAACACGUGCACGAGGAAAGAUAUGUGCAAGCGCUCCACCGAGCUCCGAAGGUUCACCUCCGACAUCAGGCAGUGCGUCCGCCUCAGCGUGAGGCCCAGCAACAUCUCCGUCUCUCAGUAUAACGUGGUGCUGGUGCUGGAGGCACACAACGUGCCUGAGCUCACCGCGGGGGUCAACUGCUCGUUUGAGGACUUUGCAGAGAUGGACGGCCUGGUGAUGGGGAAUAUCAUCAAGUGCAUCUCGCCGGCCAAGAGAGAGGUGCCUCGGAUCCAAACGGACGAAGGAGACCACCAAGUGGUCCAACUCCAGCUGAAGUCCAAGGAGACCGGCAUGACCUUCGCCAGCACCAGCUUUGUCUUCUACAACUGCAGCGUCCAUCACUCGUGCCUGUCAUGUGUGACCAGUCCCUAUCGAUGUCACUGGUGUAAAUAUCGACACGUGUGCACACAUGACCCACGGUCGUGCUCUUUCCAGGAGGGCCGGGUCAACGUCUCGGAGGACUGUCCCCAGCUGCUGGCUGCUGAGAAGAUACUGAUGCCAGUGGGAGUGGUGAGGCCCAUCACUCUGAAGUCCAGGAACCUUCCGCAGCCCCAGUCUGGCCAGCGUGGCUAUGAGUGCAUCCUAAACAUCCAGGGAGUUGAGCAGCGAGUGCCAGCCUUACGCUUCAACAGUACCAGUGUCCAGUGUCAGAAUACUUCAUACGCGUACGAUGAAACUGCGAUCAACAACCUCCCGGUGAGCCUCUCCGUGGUCUGGAACGGCAACUUCAGCAUCGACAACCCAGCGCACAUCCAAGUGCACCUGUACAAGUGCGGAGUGUUGCGUGAGAGCUGCGGGCUGUGCCUGAAGGCUGACCCCAACUUUGAGUGCGGCUGGUGCAAGGGGGACGGGCGGUGCACCCUCCGCCAAGACUGCACCGUCUCCGGGGACAACUGGCUGCAGCCGACACGUACCAACAGCAAGUGUACCAACCCUCGCAUCACCAAGAUCGUACCAGUACGUGGGCCCAGGGAAGGCGGAACUAGAGUUACGAUCUACGGGGAAAAUCUCGGCCUGAAUUUUUGGGAGAUUGAAAACUACGUCCGUGUGGCUGGAGUCGAUUGUAUCCCUUUGGAAGAAGGAUACAUUCCAGCGGAACAGAUCGAGUGCGAGAUGGACGUCGCCCGGCAUGGCCAGUACGCUGGCUUCGUGGAGGUGUGCGUGGAAGAAUGCAAGCAGGAGUUCAUGGCAAAGUCAACGCAGCGCUACAGCUUUGUGCUCUCAACUCUCACGGAUUUGACGCCCAUCAAGGGUCCGGUGUCGGGGGGGACGAUGGUCACCAUCAGAGGCAGGAACCUGGAUGCCGGGAGCAACAUCUCAGUCCUGUUUGGCCAGCAACCUUGUGUGUUCCACAGGCGGAUUGCCUGGGCGAUAGUCUGCAACUCCACGUCUGCGCCGCAGGGCGCGGGGAACAUCAGCGUCACCGUGGGGGUGGACAAGGCAAGGAUCGAGAAGGAGCUGCAGUUUGAAUACAUGGAGGAUCCCACCAUCGUUAAGAUUGAACCAGAAUGGAGUAUCGUCAGCGGGAGCACACCGAUGUUGGUCUGGGGCACCAACCUGGACAUUAUCCAGAAUCCGAAAAUCCGGGCCAAGCUGAAUGGAGUGGAGACAAUCAACGAGUGUAAGGUGUACAACGCAUCAACGAUGGUGUGCCAGGCCCCAUCCCUGGCCAUCAGUCAGAGUCAGCAGACCGACAACACAGAGCGUCCCGACGAGUUUGGAUUCAUCCUGGACAACGUGAAGACAUUAUUGAUCUACAACAACACCAACCUCAUCUACUACCCCAACCCUGUGUUUGAACCUCUCAGCACCACGGGCGUUUUGGAAUUGAAGCCUGGCUCUCCCAUUAUACUGAAGGGCCGAAACCUCAUCCCUUCCGUGGCUGCCGGUAACACCAAGCUGAAUUACACCGUGUUCAUCGGGGAUAAACCGUGCACUGUGACCGUGUCGGACACACAGCUCCUCUGCGAGUCUCCAAACCUCACCGGGCGGCACAGAGUACUGGUGCGGGUGGGCGGCCUGGAGCACUCGCCCGGGACCGUACACAUUUUCCCCGACAGCCCGCUCAGCUUCCCGGCCAUCAUCAGCAUCGGAGCGGCCGGUGGUCUCCUCAUCAUCUUCAUCAUCGUGGUCCUCAUCGCCUACAAGAGGAAGUCCCGGGAGAGCGACCUGACGCUGAAGAGGCUGCAGAUGCAGAUGGACAACCUGGAGUCACGGGUGGCCCUGGAGUGCAAAGAAGCCUUUGCAGAGCUGCAGACAGACAUCAACGAGCUGACCAGUGACUUGGACGGAACUGGGAUUCCCUUCCUGGAGUAUCGGGCUUACACCAUGCGGGUUCUCUUCCCGGGGAUUGAAGACCAUCCCGUUCUCCGGGAGCUUGAGGUUCCGGGAUACCGUCAGGAAAGAGUGGAGAAAGGUCUGAUGAUGUUUGGUCAGCUCAUCAACAGCAAGGUCUUCCUGCUGACCUUCAUCCGGACACUGGAGUCCCAGCGGAGCUUCUCCAUGCGGGACCGGGGGAACGUUGCGUCACUCAUUAUGACCGUGCUGCAGACCAAGCUGGAGUAUGCCACCGACGUCCUGAAGCAGCUGCUCUCUGACCUCAUCGACAAGAACCUGGAGAGCAAGAACCACCCCAAGCUCCUGUUGAGGAGAACUGAAUCUGUGGCAGAAAAGAUGCUGACCAACUGGUUUACAUUCCUCUUGUACAAAUUCCUUAAGGAGUGUGCAGGGGAGCCAUUGUACAUGCUUUUCUGCGCCAUCAAGCAGCAGAUGGAGAAGGGGCCCAUCGACUCCAUUACAGGCGAGGCCCGCUACUCUCUGAGCGAGGACAAACUCAUCAGGCAGCAGAUAGACUACAAGACGCUGGUUCUGAAUUGUGUGAAUCCAGACAACGAGAACAGUCCUGAGAUUUCCACAAAGACGCUAAACUGUGACACGAUCACCCAGGUCAAGGAAAAGAUCUUAGACGCCAUCUUCAAGAACUUACCUUGCUCCCAUCGACCAAAGGCCGCUGAUAUGGACUUGGAAUGGCGACAGGGAAGAAUGACCAGGGUGAUUCUUCAGGACGAAGAUGUCACCACCAAGAUAGAGAAUGACUGGAAGAGGCUGAACACACUGGUGCAUUAUCAGGUGACAGAUGGCUCAGUGGUUGCCCUGGUUCCCAAGCAAACGACGGCUUACAAUGCGGUGAAUAACUCCACUGUCUCCCGAACCUCAGCCAGCAAAUACGAAACCAUGAUCAGGUACACGGGCAGCCCGGACAGCCUGCGUUCCCGCACGCCCAUGAUCACCCCUGACCUGGAAACCGGGGUGAAGGUCUGGCAUCUGGUCAAGAACCAUGAACACGGAGACCAGAAGGAAGGAGACCGGGGCAGCAAGAUGGUGUCCGAGAUCUAUCUGACCCGACUUCUGGCUACAAAGGGGACGCUGCAGAAGUUUGUGGAUGACCUGUUUGAGACGAUCUUCAGCACAGCCCACCGUGGGAGCGCGCUGCCCCUGGCCAUCAAGUACAUGUUUGACUUCCUGGACGAGCAAGCAGACAAGCACCAGAUCCAUGACCCACAUGUGCGCCACACCUGGAAGAGCAACUGCCUCCCAUUGAGGUUUUGGGUGAACGUGAUCAAGAACCCGCAGUUUGUCUUCGACAUCCACAAGAGCAGCAUCACGGAUGCCUGCCUCUCCGUGGUGGCACAGACCUUCAUGGAUUCCUGUUCCACUUCGGAGCACAGACUGGGCAAGGACUCUCCGUCCAACAAGCUGCUCUACGCCAAGGACAUCCCCAACUACAAGAGCUGGGUGGAGAGGUACUAUGCAGACAUUGGGAAAAUGCCGGCCAUCAGUGACCAGGACAUGAAUGCCUACCUUGCGGAACAGUCCCGGAUGCACAUGGCUGAAUUCAACGCCAUGAGUGCCCUCAGCGAAAUCUAUUCCUAUGUUAGCAAAUACAGCGAGGAGAUCGUAAGUACUCUAGAAUGUGACGAGCAGUCCAGGAGGCAGCGGUUAGCUUACAAACUUGAACAGAUAGUUGCUCUCAUGUCAAUAGAGAGCUGAGUGGCACUCCCAAGGAACGCUGGGUAAAAGACGCCAAGCUGUGCCUGACUUAAGAUGGUCGCCUUUCAAGUGCAAGUUAUGAUUGGUUCAAGCAACGUCACCUUGAUCAUCUAUCUCUCCAUUACCCCUGCGUCUUCAUCUUUUAUUCUCCUUCAGUCUCUCUCUCCCUCUCUCCUCUCUCUCUCUCUCUCUCCCUCACAUUUUUUUUGGAUACGUCAAAAUGUACAUGAAAGGUUAAAACUAAAAAUAUCGCGAAUGUGGUUUGUAAAAUAGAGCAGCAAAUCUCCGGCAAAGGAAUCGCUGGCGAGCGACUCGAGAUCGCGAUGAUUUACUCGGCCGUCUUCUCCAGAGGGACUUGGCAGCCUUUCCUCUUGUGGUGUGUGAGCGCGAUGGGAACCGGGAUCGGUGGAAGAUCUCCCCGUUUUAUUUGUGGGACGCUGUAAGCGAUUUCCUUUGGGAUCGGUUGGUACCGAAUAAGGCAUCGAUUGGAGGCCUGUUCCAAAAUUAACUCCGAUCGACGCAAGAUCAGUGAGACAAGAACGUGGUCUCCAGUUCGGUUGACUUUACGGCCAGAAGUUGUGGACAAAGAAAACAAAAAAAUUGUGCAUGAGAAUUGCAAUUUAUCUGGUCUGUGAGAAGGGAAGAGAGCAUGACAUUAUUGGCAGAGGAUGGACAGGCUUGGCUUGGGGGUAUGUGUAUUCCAGAGCUGCGGACAUGGGCUGUGGUGACAGGAGAGGAGCAAUCGGAGGGUGUGUACAUAGAUGUACGCACAGUAACACAAUGGUACACGCAGGCAUCAUGUAAAAACGCAAACAUAUACAGACAUACACAUGUGCAAAAUACACACGCACACACACACACACACACACACA